AUGCAAGUCGCGCGCACGUCGCUAUCCUUUCCCGCAGGUUCGCCGCCCCAGUCGGCCAUGUACGCCAACUCUCCCCACAGCCAGGGACUCAUGGCCGCGCCCGCUGGCUUCAACCGGUCCUUUUCCGACAUGAACGGCUACCAGCAGCACGCCAUGGAGAAGCCCCAGAUAUACACCGCUGUUUACUCGGGCGUCUCUGUCUACGAAAUGGAAGUCAAUCGGGUCGCUGUUAUGCGCCGACGCUCUGACGGCUGGCUCAAUGCCACCCAGAUCCUCAAGGUGGCUGGCGUUGACAAAGGAAAGCGCACCAAGGUCCUCGAGAAGGAGAUACUGAACGGCGAACACGAAAAGGUCCAGGGCGGCUACGGCAAGUACCAGGGCACAUGGAUCUGCUACCGCCGCGGCAGAGAGUUUUGUCGCCAGUACGGUGUCGAGGAUGUCUUGCGCCCGCUGCUGGACUACGACGUCAGCGUCGAUGGCAACCAGGGACAGGGCCAGGGCAUCGAGACGCCCACCAAAGAGCAGGCCAUGGCAGCAAACAGGAAGCGCUUCUACACCCAGAGCAUGGACGGCCGCACUACUAGCCAGAGUGUCGGCGGUACCUUUUUCAGCAACAUCUCCUCGACAGCCACCAGCGCACUUGCCGCCAUGAACAAGGUCGCGCGACUAAAUUCACCCGCACCGCGACCCGCAUCCUCCUCGCAGGGCCGGAGAAGCAUGGCACGGCCGUCACAAGGUCCCCUCGCCAGCCAAGAAUCGUUCCGCACAAGCAGCCAGCAAAGCGUAGCAUCGGAGCGUAGUUUCAGCGGGCAGAACGGACACACCGACUCAGCCUAUGGCACAGGCCUUGAAGACCCGCAAGAGCCGCCAAGGAAGCGCAUGCGAACAUCCCAAGAUGAAUCCUACUCACAACCCAACGGCGCAGACAUGUCCAUGCGCGAUCUUGGCUCGCCGACAGAACCAAGCGAGAGCUUCUAUCAACACCAGACAGGACAGCGCAUUGCACUUCCCGAUGGCGAAGUUCCCUCAGCCCUGCCACCUCUACCGCACCCCGACACCAAGCACAACGAAGAGAAGCAAGCCAUGCUUACGGAUCUAUUCGCGGAUCAGACUAGGACAGACUUCACGAAUCAUCCAGCCAUUCUUCACCUCUCUGGCGCAGAUCUAGACAUGCCAAUUGACAACACCUCAAAUACAGCUCUACAUUGGGCCGCGACACUGGCCCGAGUUUCGUUGAUGAGGCUAUUGGUUUCCAAAGGAGCGAACAUGUUCAGAGGAAAUGCCUCAGGUCAAACACCACUAAUGAGUGCAGUCUCCGUCAACAACAGCCUGGACCACAGCUGCUUCCCAGAAACGCUCGAGAUCCUGGCGCCACUUAUCGAACUCCGCGACUCCCAGGGACGGACGAUACUGCAUCACAUCGCGGUGACCUGUGCCAUAAAAGGGCGUGCGGCCUCCAGCAAGUACUACCUCGAGGCACUUCUUGAGUAUCUCGUACGCAGCAACAUUGGCGCCAACCAGGUGCCUUCUUUCCACGACACCAGCAACUACCCGAAACCAAUAGGAUUGAUGAGGUUUAUGCAAGAGAUGGUCAACGCACGCGACAAAGCCGGCAAUACAGCCCUCAACCUAGCAGCAAGGAUAGGCAAUCGCAACAUUAUCUCUCAGCUCAUGGAAGUUCAGGCGGAUCCGACCAUACCCAAUCACAAAGGCACGAGACCGAUCGACUUUGGUGUUGGCAGCGAUCUCGGCGACGGCGAAGUCAUAAUCGCCGCAAACAGCCCCAGCAAGGGCAAGGCGCCCUUGAGCAAGGUCGAAGAGACCAGCCGAGAGAUACAACCCUUGAUGAACGGUAUCCUCCAGUCUGCUUCAAUGCAGUUCACGCAAGAAGCGCGUCUGAAACAAGACACCAUAGAUCAAACAAACGAGCUGAUCACCCAACUAUCUACUCAACAGAAGCAGGAGCAACAAAGGCUAGAGUCACUACGUGCUCGGUUACGUUUACGACAAGAUCGCGCUAAGCGGAUAUCGAAUCUGAAGCGUUGGCUUGAGCCACAACGGCAUAUGCUUUCUGUCAAUGCAGGGGACAUCGAUUUGCACGAGAAGAAGAGGAUAGGAUACGCCGAUGCGGAAGGUGCUGGCAUGCUCAUCAAGGAAGACGACUUGCCUUACGAGCUCCGGCAAGCAGGCGACCAUCUGGAUUGCCGCGCAUCAGAUGGAGCCCCCUAUCUGUCGACAACCAUUCCACUGGAUCCCGCAACGCUCAAACAGGUAUCGCAUCAGCCACAAUAUCAGGCCUAUGCAGUCCAGCAACUCCCCGCCGCCUCCGUCCUCCAACAACGACUACACACCUACACGAACGCGAACGGUGCACUACUCAAGCGGAGUAAGAUGCUGAAGGAGAAGGACGGGCAGCUGGAGAUGAUGUACCGCAAGGUCGUCAGUCUAUGCACAAAGGUAGAAGAGAACAGGAUUGAAGAGUGUCUCGAAGGCCUGGUGGCGGCUCUGGAUAGCGAAGAAGGCGAGGGUGUGGAGGUUGGCCGUGUCAGGGAGUUUCUGAGGAAAGUCGAGGGCGUUGAGUAA
Alternaria novae-zelandiae is the source of this 2583-nucleotide messenger RNA. RefSeq lists its product as uncharacterized. The transcript is spliced from 3 exons. The record is from RefSeq and is a predicted model, not a curated record. Gene Ontology annotation, molecular function: protein binding; DNA binding; transcription coactivator activity. Gene Ontology annotation, cellular component: SBF transcription complex; MBF transcription complex. Lineage: Eukaryota; Fungi; Ascomycota; Dothideomycetes; Pleosporales; Pleosporaceae. The coding region runs from base 1 to 2583 and encodes 860 amino acids.